UCGACUGUGCUGAGGCAUGUUUUAACAUAUUGAAUUUUAUUCAGACCUUCGGGGAAAUUUAUACAGUGAUAUAAAUUCCAUGAACAUAAAUUUUCAUAAAUAAUGUGAAUAUGUUAGCAUUUAGAAACUCUCUAGAGCAUGAAGAUAUAUUGCAGCAUUCUACCUAUUGAUAUUAUACAAGCAGCAUGAUUAGACUAAAAAAACAAUUUUCCUAUAAAUCAUUUUUUUCUGUUUUGAGAAAUGAAUUGAGUACAUCCAGUGUAAAGGAACCACGACCAUUUAAUGAAAUACCAGGACCAAAGCCGAUUCCUGUUCUUGGUACAUUAUGGAUGUACUGGCCUAUUAUAGGCAAAUAUCGAUGGUCUGCCCUUCAUCAUACUGGUAUGAAGAAGUAUAAAACAUGGGGUUCUUUAAUCCGUGAACCUGUUGCACCUGGUGUAACCUUACUGUGGGUUUAUGAGCCUGAUGAUAUUACUACUAUUUUGAGGGACGAAGGACAAAACUUUUUUCCUGAACGUAGAAGUCAUUUAGCUUUACAAAAGUUUCGUGAGGACCGUCCUCAUGUUUACAAUAGUGGUGGAUUACUUCCAACCAAUGGAGCAGAGUGGUGGAAACUACGCAGUGAGUUUCAGAAAGGUUUAAGUGCGCCACAUUGUGCUCGCCAAUUUUUUAAAUCUGCUGAUCAAAUUACUUCAGAAUUUUGUCAUCAUAUCAAUGAAAUAGCUUCAGAUUGCAAGGACUUUUUACCAGAGAUAUCCAGAUUAAACUUGGAAUUGGUAUGUUAUAUGGCCUUUGAUACUCGCAUGAACAGUUUUUCUAAAGAAGAAUUAGAUUCUCAUUCACGUAGUUCAAGGUUGAUAAAAGCUGCAGAAGAUACUAAUAGUUGUAUACUUGGAACUGACCAAGGCAUUGGUUUAUGGAAAUUUAUUCCCACAUUGAAAUAUAAGAAACUUGAAAGGGCUCAAAAAUAUAUGGAAAGAUGCUACAGCAGCUGAAUCAGGCUCUAAAUCCCUAUUAGAAAAUUAUAUAUAUAAUCCAAAACUUGAUUUUCGGGACAUUAUUGGAAUGGCUGCAGAUCUCUUAUUAGCAGGUGUUGAUACGACAUCUUAUGCUACUA
Molecule: messenger RNA, 1117 nt
Organism: Ctenocephalides felis (cat flea)
Lineage: Eukaryota; Metazoa; Arthropoda; Insecta; Siphonaptera; Pulicidae
Product: cytochrome P450 302a1, mitochondrial-like
Exons: 7
Coding region: 186-995 (269 amino acids)
Molecular function (GO): heme binding; monooxygenase activity; oxidoreductase activity, acting on paired donors, with incorporation or reduction of molecular oxygen
Source: RefSeq, a predicted model, not a curated record